GUGGCGACCGGCGACCGUUGGCGUCGCGGCGGCGCCGAGGCGGGAUGGGCGCGCGGCGGGGCCCUGACUGACGAACCGUCGCCCGCAGCCGGGGGGGGAGGCGGGGAGCGGGUCUGGGGGCGGCUGCAGCGCGCUGAGAGCUGCCAGUCACAUUUCUUUUGAAUACCUUUCUGCAAUAUACCCUUGAACAGACUGCCGUCUCUUAGCACCCUCACUUGUUCCAUCAGCAGACAUCAACUACUCAUCCGGGAUACAUGGAUGAACAGGAAGUCAUUUUGUGCACAGCUGACAUUGCCUUGUUUCAGAGUAUGGUGAAUGCAGUGAGAAAGCAGAUCUAACUUCCAGCAGAAGUACAACAUAAAGCAUGGAAGAGAAGAAGAAAGAGGAGAAAACAGAAGAGGGUCUUACAGAACCUAGAUCAGCUUUCUUCGAAGCCUUAUUAGAAUUUCAAAUUCAGAUAAAAGAAGAAACAAUUGAUCAAGUUUUGCUUGAUCUGAAACAUGUGGAAGAAAAGAACAAAGAAUACCAUGAAAGAAAUGACCGUUUGAAGGACGAACAGCAGGCACGCAUCAGGCGUAUCCUAAGACAGCUAGAAGAAGAGGAGAAAGAACAAGAUCAAAAGGAGAUUGUAACUAGGGAUAACGUUGAAGAGUCACUGAAAGCAAAAUGGCAGUAUGUUAAGGACAAGGAACAACUUCUGAAAGAUCUGCGCUUCCAGAUAGAAGAAACAGACCAAAAACUUUUAGUAAAGCGAGCUGAGAGGGAUUAUUUGUUGGAGUACAAAAAUGUAGGAAGUAAAACACAGGCCAACAAGAUUAAGAAUCUGGAAAAAGACAUCAAGGAAGUUAAAGAUGACCUUCGCAGGGCUACAGAAUAUUAUACAAAUGCUUUGAAAACACUAAAAGAAAAAAAUGACAGACUGGUUGAGACGCAAGUGAAGAAAAGUAAAGAACAGGCCCCUGAGAAUGCUGUAAAACACAUAGACAAAAGCAGUUGCAAGGACAUUGAAGAAAAUGAAUGGCUAAAAGAAGAGGUAAAAAUAUACCAAAAGGAGAUAAGUGAUCUGAAAGCCUCUAUUUACCUCCUGGAAGAAGAAAAUAUAGGUCUAGUGAUGAAACUGCUUGAUCUCAGACUUCAGAAUCUGAGAGUACCCAGGCAUUUGUUUCUUACCCAGGCAGCUGGCUUGCAAGAUGAACUACCUAAGGAUGGAAUGAAAGGAUUAGAGCAUAGAGAACAUGAAGCAAAGACAGAUGGAGAAGAAAGUCUUAGAAAAGUCUCAGUCCCCCAUCAAAAAGAAAAAGCUUCUUCAAAGUUUCCAUCUGAAACAGAGGAUGAGAAGUCUCAAGGCAGCUAUGAGGAGUUGUGGGAAGAUUCAUUCGCUCCAACUCUUAGUAGCUUGUUGUAUGAAGAUGAAAAAGAUUUCCAGGAAUACUUAAAAUUGGGUCCUCUGGAGACAAAGCUAAUGUGUGUGGUUGGAAGAGCCAUGCCUAUUCAUAAAGAAUCACAAGAAAUGCCAAGCAAGAACCACUUUGAAGACGGUUUUAUCAGUAAAUCACACAGGCACAUCACAGCUCAGAUGAUAAAAUCCUUAUCUAAGGAAAAGCAUAUAUCCAUGCGGUAUCUCAGUUUUAUCUAUCUCAUACGUCAGUGAAAACUCCUUAUGUUCCUCAAGAGAGCUCAGAUAUUCCUGCCCAUCAGGUGUCUCCCAGAGAGUGAGUCAAACUGCUCUGUAGGCUCACUGACUCUCACUCCUUAGACACAAAGAAACAUCUAAAGGUUGGAGCCUUAAUCUCAGACUGAAUCCCACGUGCCCUGCCCUGUGGUAACUAGAUGAGUUUGGAUGCAGCUGCCGUAGCCUGAGUACAGUGGCAUUACCACAAGGACUGAGGUGACCCCAAGCAGCCACAUGUCAAGAGAAUGAAGAUACUUACCUGUGAGGUGCUAAUGGUUUAAGCAUAGCAGAAAUCUUCCCUUGGCUAUGCUGGGUUUUUUCUGACUGAUGUGCAGGCCAAAUGAAAUGGCUUACUGGAAAGAGAGAUUAGUUCUGCUCAGUAAUUAGUUUUGCCUUUUCCUUUAGUCACAGAUUUAGAAUACUGCUUGCGUUGAGCAGCUUUUCAGUUAAAGAAAGUACUCUCCUUCCUCCCACCGCUCCCCAGAGGGCAUUUACCUUUUCUUAGUGAUGUAUCUGUAUGCCCAUUUACAGGCUUCCCUUAGCUUAUACCCAUAACCCACACCACCACAUGCAGGAUAUGGGGCAUGACAACAACAUGCACUUGUAUCUCAGGAAAAGGAAGUUUGUCUGCUUCUUGAAGUCAGUGGUUAGCCUGUGUGGGUGAGAGGGAGUUAAAAAGAAAUCUGGAACAUGCUAAUUAGGGUGCAAGCCACAGGCAGCCUGUGCAGGCUAGAAGCAACAGCCUGUAGCAAAAUUUAUUUAGUGAAGUGUCCCAAAUCCCUUUGACUUCCAUAGGAUUAGCAUUAAGGCCAGCAUGAGGCUUUUAUAUGGAGAGCAGCUAGGUCUUCUGCAAAUGAGACAUCUGGAUCUGAUAAUUUUGUUACUGGCAAAAAUCUCUCAGAAAUGAGCAACAUUUGUAAAACAGUGGGCUGGUCAGUACAUUUUCCAGCAGCAUGGCCAACACUUCCAACUCCUGCUUAAACAAUGGGAGUCAUGGUUCACUAUGCCAGUUAGCGCAAAACUUACCUCACCAAAGUUGCCUGUAAACUCUCAGUGUUCUGAAAUAGUUGCUGUCGCUAUGUUUCUGUUGUGAGAGACAAGCACAGGCAUCAGUUGGGCUACAAGACACAGAAAAACGUCCAUCUGUCCACACAGCUACAAUCCAAGCAAAAGCUCUGUUGAGCCAGUUACAUUUUUAAUUGGCACUUACACAACUCUAAGAAACUUGCAGUUUCUACAGGAAAACUUUACAAGUGUUGACUGGAUUCAAAGUUAGAUUGAAGAAAUAUGAAUGUCACCUAAGUUACAUGUUAAGCACGCUGUAAUAAAAGCAACUUUAAUAGAACUAAAGUGCACGUGCUGGAGCUGAGUAACAUCAACCCAUUAAAUGCCUGAGAAAGUACAACCAAGUGUGAUGUUGUGUACUGCUAGCCUGUAUUGACUGAAGUGAUUAAAGGAGAUGCUUACCUCAGCACGUUACCCGUUUGAGUUGUUGCUCAGAGAGGUCUGAGCAAUUUCCCUGUUAAAUCAAGCAACUGGAUUACAUUGCUUGUUAUCGUCUGGCUGUUUAAGUAUGAUUUCUCCCCAGCCUGAGCUGCAGGGAAUGUACGUUACUUAACUUUUGGUCUGUUUUUUGAGAAGUUUGCAGUCUCUGAUGCAGCUAGGUUAUAUAACCAGGCAAUCCUUUCACAGGUCCAGACGUGCAUGUUUUGGGAAAUGAGGGUAGGAGAGUUGUUCUGCAGCAUUUGUUCUUGUUUGGCUACUCUCCUGAAGCUAUUAAAGUGUUUCUGCUGCCUAAAAGGAGUUUGCCAGAACAAGGUCAAGACAGAAGCUAAUGGACUUAAAAGCGAUACCGUAGUGAUAAGUAAGGAACGGAGAGUCUAACAGUACUAGCAUCAAAGCCGCUGAUGUUUUGUAGAUGGAUAAUCCUCUGAAAUGACUUUCCCUUGGGUUUUGAGUCCACUGUAGAAGGAAGACCUUUUCUUUUUAAUACUGGCACUCUAGAACCCAUGCUCUGCAGACUACCGCAAACAUGUGAUGUUGCUUUAGGAAAGAUUAUUUCACAACAUGGUAACAACAUGCCGUGCUUUAUAAAAGUCAUCAGCAACUGUUUCCACUCUGUGAAGCAUUUCCACUAGGCUACAGAAAGCUGGUAUUUGACACGGUGCUGGCUCUCUCCCUCACUUCUAGUGGUUAAAAUGCAGCAAGAGGCCAAAAUUAUAAUCAAAUACUGCCCUAGUAGAGCUUAGCUGGCAUGGGGAAGUUCACUUUUAAUUACAAGUGAGUCCAGGAUCUAUGCUAUGAAAAUAAGUCAGAGACUCCAGCUCUUCUGGUAUACCACAGCUGCAGAAUAUCUAGAGCAACAUGGCUGCAUCCAGCAUAUUUUCAGCAGCAGCAUCAGAUCACACAACAGAACUGAGAAAGAUUGCUGUUUGCUCCAAGGCUUUUCAUCUUUGCGUUAGGAAAUUUCAUCAGCAGUGAAGCAAGGGAAGAAAUAAAUGUGUUUUAUUCAACUCAUACUGAUAUCUUGGGCAAACUAUCUCCAAGUAAAACACAGGUAGUAUUUACUCAGCUUUCAGAUGCAAAAGGGUGCCAAGAGGGUGGCAGCUGUAUUACAUCUUGGUACUAUUCAGGUUUGUGUUCUCAUUCUCUGGAUCUAGCCAGGAUGUAGCAUACUAAUCAGCUAAUUCUCUUCAUUUUCCAGUUUUGACAUGGAAGCAGAAACAUCAAAAAUUCACAGACUUUUCUUGUUGGGCAAAUUCAGUCAGAGCUGCCAAUAGUAUUUCUGCUCUCCAUCAUGCAGUGCAUGGUAACUGCUAAGGUCAAGUCAAAAGCUUGUCGAGAGGCCAAGGAGAAAGUUUAUUUACAUCUGCUCUCAUUAACAUUGGUUUUGCUUCUGUGUUCAGCAAGUUUCUUUACCCCUCACAUGGAUCUUGUCCGUCUUCUGCUGCCAUCAACAUUUACCGUCUCUCCUAGUAUUCUGGUACCAGAUACUCACUUUUCUGCCACAAUCCCCUUUUAUCCCAAUUAUGUUCGUUAUGGCCUUCAAGUUGUAAUUCUUUUACCUGAUCCCAAAACCUAUACCUACACUCUGAAAACAGGCACCCUUUGUUCAACAGAAGAUGCAGGUUUUGCCACGUUCCUCCUCCUUGCUGAAGGCCUGUUUGGCAGCUAGGUGCUAUGGCUUUUUUUCAUAUGACUUACUCCAAUAGCUGGUUAGUUAAACAGACCAUCGGAUGUCAUGUAAGCAGUUUUAAAUAUCUCCUGAGGUACCAUCAGUGUCAACUUGCUGCAGGUAACAGUUUAAUUUGUGACUCUGAAAAAAAGAACAGCUCAAGAGUUUUGAUUUACCUCCAGCUGAACACUCUACAUUUGGGCUUUUAGGAAUUACAUGUAUUUACUAGCUGUUCAGGUUCUUGUUUUGGCAAAAGCAAUUGUCUUAAAUAAAAACAGAAUGACCAUGAGAUUUAUUUCUUAAGAUAAAACUCACUCUACAAUGAAAAAAUCAUUGUGGUUCUGAUACACUAAUAGUUUCCUUCACACAGUUCUGAACUGUAGCCCUCUAAAAGCACCAUAUCCUUCACUGCUUAAGAGUAGGCAGCUUUCCUAGACAGUUGGCUGUUCUAGAUUCAAUAACCUAUGAAACCAAUUUUGAAGAGAAUCAAGUUUUCACAUCCCCCCCAUAACUGAAAAUUGCCUGUAUUUCAAAAGAAACAUAUCUGUGAGCUAUAUUUUUCAGUUAAUACACAACUAAGUGUUAUUCUAGCAGUAUCAAAAGCAGAAAUCUUUAUUAGAAACAAGGUAAUGGAGGAAAAUAACCCUCAGGAAAAUUCCUAACACAGUUUUUCUCUGAAGAAUAAAUUAAAAGCAAGGUUUAUUAAGCAAGACCUCCAACAAGAGAGUUGAACUCGGUCAACAGUUGUGUUUAAAAAAAUAAAUAAAUAAAUAACCCCCCCACAGAACAACCACAAUAGUAAGGGGUAACAGAAGAAUUAGUCAUCCCUACAGAAAAGCCAUUCUUUGACACCAGAAUGGUUUGCAACCUCAGGUCCAUGGCCCUGCAAAAUAUUUUUGAAGCACCUCUGAAGGAUCAUAAAGGAUCGUAGAAAGCAGACCUGUCAUCAGUCAAUAGGCUUAAAUCUGAUAGACUGAAACCACUGUGCAGAGCGUCAUGACCCUAAUUAGAUAACAAGGUUGAUAUUUGUUUUAUUAUAUCUCAGCACACUGGGAUAAGGAGAAGGAACAACACGGUCGACCUUGAUCUUUUACAGAAGCUAUGAACUGUGUUUCAGUACAACACACUCUCUAGUGGUUAACCAAUUUAGCUAACAGUACACAAGAAGGUACACCUUUUUCAAAAUGACCCUAGAUACAGUUCACAUUCUUGAUAUUUGGGCUGCAAGCAAAAACUGAAAGGAAGUUGUUCUUUGCUCCCAAAUUCAAAGCUUGAGUUGUAGGAAGUUAAAGCUUUAAGUAAACUGUAUUACAAAACUUGCCAGAUCUGUGCCUGUGCAUUACAUACUCUAAAAGAAAUAGGUUCAAUUUGUUAUUCAUGCUCUUAGAAAUAAAUGUGAAAUCUGCUACUCUGUACUGUUUAUUUUAUGAUGUAUAUAUGAUUUAUAUACUUUCAGGACAAGCCUCAGGUAGUUGAGAAGAGCGGAGCUCCACUUGUGUCACAAUUCCAUGCGGUGAAAACUAGGCUCUGAGGCAGGAGAUGGUCUGAGCAAGCUGCUCAAAGCUUCUCCAGUACCACCUUGAGCUAGAAGCCUUGGCGGAGAUGCCUACAUUUUUUUUUUUUUUUUUUGGUGAAUACUUCUGCUUCUUGCCCAGUUAUGAACAGUGCAAGUUUACUACCAUGAAGAUUUUCAAGAACUAGAAGAUAGUGAAAUAUCAUUUUAAGUAAGAAAGCCAGCUCAUAAUGAGCCAAUUCACUGCAGUGGAACUGAGGCAGUCCCCUACCGCACCGCAGGGAAGAUGUUACACACAAUGUGUCAUUCGCAGAGCCACAGUGGUGCACCUCCUGUAAUACAAUAUGCACAUAUGAAAUACAUUUGGUAUUUUAUUAAGUAAACAAAGCAAUCAGUGCACAUUUUAAGCAGCAAAAAGAAAAGAAGCACCUUAGACUUUCAUACCGUAACAAAAGUUCUGUGGAAGCUGCAUUUUAUUUGAAAAUCCACCCAUUUUUGCUAACAUACAUUUUAAUAUUUUAAACAAAAAUAGAAUCUGCAGAGACAAUGCAGCAAGUAUGCUUAAUUCAUGUACAGAAUUGCUUUCAUAUUACUGACUAUCCUUCUGAAGACCCCUCUCCACCCAAAAGUUAUGAUGUAUUUACACAAAGCACCGAUCAACAGUGCUACUUUAAUUCAUUAACUAGAUUCCCACUAGACAUAUGUAAGGAAGCUACUUCCCCUUUUUUACUUUUAAAAGGUACAUGAUCAUAAACAUGGCACUAGCCAAAUGAAAAGGCUCCCCCCUCCCCCCCACAUAAUACCUCAAUUUUUACAGUAAAGAAGGAAAGUCUUAAAGUGAAAGCAAUCCCUCACAUUCAUUUUGGAAAGGCCUUAUAAUGUCAAAUGUAAAAAUAAUGACAUGCCAAGCACAAAGCAAUAAAGUUCCUUCCCAAUGCA
Dromaius novaehollandiae (emu) is the source of this 7299-nucleotide messenger RNA. RefSeq names its product coiled-coil domain containing 83 (gene CCDC83). The record is from RefSeq and is a predicted model, not a curated record. The transcript is spliced from 13 exons. The coding region runs from base 365 to 1651 and encodes 428 amino acids. NCBI's taxonomy places the organism in Eukaryota, Metazoa, Chordata, Aves, Casuariiformes, Dromaiidae.